Molecule: messenger RNA, 327 nt
Organism: Aspergillus uvarum CBS 121591
Lineage: Eukaryota; Fungi; Ascomycota; Eurotiomycetes; Eurotiales; Aspergillaceae
Exons: 2
Coding region: 1-327 (108 amino acids)
Source: RefSeq, a predicted model, not a curated record
AUGGCGCGGAGGUGCUUCGAAUACGAAUGUGAGGCUCUGCAUGAAUGCCAGGAAAUCCUCUAUUUUCCGACGUACUACGGUCGCGCCGAGCUUCCUGGUGACGAGAAUCCGGUCAAAGCUGGUGGGCAUGUGUGGAUGAUUGCCAUGAGUGUCGCUGGCGGUACCAGCGUGGUGGGAAUGCCCACUCUCGAGUAUCUCGAGAGCCAAAUCAUCCGCGAUCAGGUGGUCGAUGCGCUGGAACACAUGCGUCUGAAGGGAUGCAUGUUCUUUAUGCAGGAGACUGAGCAGAUCUUUUAUGACCCUGCGACUGUCCUUGCGAGUGAGUAG